Molecule: messenger RNA, 825 nt
Organism: Penaeus vannamei (Pacific white shrimp)
Lineage: Eukaryota; Metazoa; Arthropoda; Malacostraca; Decapoda; Penaeidae
Source: RefSeq, a predicted model, not a curated record
GAGGGGGGCGGGGAGACAGGCUCAUGGCGGAAGGCAGUUUGAGUCGAUACCUUGUUUGAUCCGUAUCUUCAUCCCGAUGACCGCUUUAAGGCACAUAGGAUGCCGACUUUCCUCCUUCUACUCCUCGGACUAACGGCAGGAUGCGUCAGGACCCAGGAUAGUAGUGAGGGGGUCCCCGCAGUGGUCGCCGCUCCCUUGAAAGGCACUGGCGGGUUCGGCGACCCCUGCGUGGAUAGCUGCAACCCGGACACUCACACCAUCUGUGACAAUAAGACAAAGACGUGCAAGUGUGAUCGCCACCACCCAGUCCCCAUCAACGGCGAAUACUGCGUCAAGCCUGCAUUACUCGGAAAACCAUGUAUUCACGAAGACCAGUGCCAAUACCACGAUGUUCACACCAUAUGUAUCGAGUACGACGUAAAUUAUACCGAAUGCAAGUGUCGCGAUAAAUACGAGGUCAAGGUCAUCGAAGGUCUGCCCAUUUCGAAUCUAUGCUUCCCAAGCUUAGAAGCCCUGAAGGCAGACGUCCCCACACUACUGGGUCUGGGUCUAGGCAUGUCCGUGUUGUCUGCCCUCAUCUGUCUUGUGCUCAAGAUCUUCGCCCGUGCCCGCUUUGUUCGCCCUCGUCGUUAUGCAGACGCCCGUAUUAACCCACCCCUCACGGUCUCUGAAACAUACGCAGCCUUUGCCCUGGCCGCCAAUGCCUCCACCAGCAGUAGCCCGGCCAGGGAUAGACACCAUUCCCUGCGCUCUACCAAAUCCGCAUCCUCAUCCCGAAGACCUUCCUACAGCUCCCUCCAUCCCCAGGUGGUAUGUGAUUUCUAA